AUGGCUGACGUCUGUUUCUCCUUUGACUGUACCUUCAAUGAUGAUGGCACUUCAAACUGUAGCACCACAAAAUACUCGCAUAAGACAACUUUCCACCCGACUUCCCCGUCAUUGCCUACAAUUCCUACAACUUCCAGACCAACUUCCCCGUCAUUGCCUACAAUUCCUACAACUUCCAGACCAACUUCCCCGUCAUUGCCUACAAUUCCUACAACUUCCAGACCAACUUCAACGCCAUUGCUUACAAUUCCUACAACUUCCAAACCGACUUCAAGAUCAGUGCCUACCAUUCCUACCACGCAUUCAACGAAUAAGCCUAGAAGACAGACAUCGCCGACAUCUACAUCGAUGUCAUCUUCUGCUAAACCGCCUACAGCGACAAAUCACACAGUGACACCAACGUCAGCACCACAGACUUCACAGGAAACGUCAGUAACUACAGCGUCUUCCGAUACAACAACCAUAAUCUUAUCGCCGACUGUGGCGCCUACCACAAACGUCAACAAUAACUAUACGUCACCUCUACCAAACCGGCCAGAAAUGACGUCACAUUCUCCAGUUAGCUCUGCUGGUAAAUCGUCAGUCUACAUUCCGUGCUCUGUUGUGGGUUUUGCUGUUGUAGUUUUCCUUCUGGUCACCAUUGGACUUGUACGUCGUCAUAGGAACCGCAGACGAGGUUUAGAAGAGAGACAACCUUUACAAGAUGACCUCGAAUAUGAAGUUCCUCCAUUUGAAUUUUUUGAAAAUUAUGUACAGCCAGCUUCACAAUCAGAAGAUGCAAAUUCGCCGUUCAAGGAAAUGACAGGAAAUGAAGAGAUCGAAGAUAUUGAGGAAUAUGAAGUUGUUCGUCUUGGUAAUAACGAUGAGCUUGAAAAUUUACCACCAGUAGAUACCUGCGAUGUCACAUUCGACAAAGAGUCUGUCCUAAAACAACGAGAACGGGAUUCCAAAAGGGGAAAGCGACCGCCACAAAUCCAAAAUCGAGGUGAUAUUAAAGAGUGCUUGCCUUCAGUUACACAUGAUUCGGAGCAGCGCGUACGGAAUCAGGAAGAAGCUUUGGGGGUUGAUCAUACGGAGAAUAUUUACAAUAGUAUAAAGGAGUAUGAUACUGAGAUAAAUCACGACUACGCACAAGCCGUGUUUACAGAAAGAAAUACGGACGAAGAUACGAAAGAGACAAUCUCUACAGAUCAUACAUACAAAAAGUUAGAUGAGGUCCCGAAUGGUGACUGCAGCAAGGGCUACUCACACGCGAGAAUGUUUGGAAGCCUAGAGGAUGAUGACGUAAAGAAGGAAAUCUCAGGGUUGGGCAGCUAUGACUAUGACAAGUUGUCUGAUCGACUUAGCAACAAGGCUGUGUGUGAAUCUGAUAUAGACUACGACCACGUAGGCAAAAUAAAGGAUGUUGAAGGGGAGGGCAACUAUGAUAAGUUGUCCGGUCGACCUGACAACAAGGCUGUGUGUGAGUCUGAUAUAGACUACGACCAUGUGGGCAAAAUAAAGGAUGUUGAAGGGGAGGGCAACUAUGAUAAGUUGUCCGGUCGACCUGACAACAAGGCUGUGUGUGAGUCUGAUAUAGAAUACGACCAUGUGGGCAAAAUAAAGGAUGUUGAAGGGGAGGGCAACUAG
This is a messenger RNA of Ylistrum balloti, 1629 nucleotides long. RefSeq lists its product as uncharacterized. The record is from RefSeq and is a predicted model, not a curated record. The transcript has 4 exons. The coding region runs from base 1 to 1629 and encodes 542 amino acids. NCBI's taxonomy places the organism in Eukaryota, Metazoa, Mollusca, Bivalvia, Pectinida, Pectinidae.